This is a messenger RNA of Betta splendens (Siamese fighting fish), 1955 nucleotides long. It is a transcript of the gene tbata, whose product is annotated as thymus, brain and testes associated. The record is from RefSeq and is a predicted model, not a curated record. NCBI's taxonomy places the organism in Eukaryota, Metazoa, Chordata, Actinopteri, Anabantiformes, Osphronemidae. Bases 651 to 1556 code for a protein of 301 amino acids. The transcript is spliced from 9 exons.
AACUGUGUUCAGCGGAGCUCAUCUAGAUGCUGUUUGUUCUGUCAGAUAUGCGGAGCACAAACUCCCACCAACCAUUAUGAUCAAUGCACGGUGGUUUCACAGUCACCCAUCCGGUUGGUCCAGCGUUAUCAUCCACACUGGCUGUCAUGGUGCAGCCAAUGCAAGAGUCCUCAUUUCUAGCAGUUCCUGUUACAUUCAUCUUUGCUUAUUGAACAUACGCGGCACUGUUACAUGAUGCAAAUCUCUUGAAACACCUGUGGGAGAAGCAAAUCUCUCAGCCUUGAGCACUUUUCAGUCCACUGAGUCCAUCCACUGGUUCCGCUCUCACCCAUGUGACUCACCAACAAAUCUCCUACAGUCACCGCUGCAUGAACAUUUUAAGGGGAGGUGUAUUUACACUGUGCUGAAAAAUAAAUAAAUAGAAGACGUUAAAUUGAAUAGACGUUUUAUAAACAACAGCGUGGCCUCAACAUCAGUGCUCUGUCCAUGGAAAUCCUGUCACGGCCACGUCUACAUGACAACCCAGCGUCAGUCGUUUGUUUCCUGUUUAGUUCAGGUUUCUUAGCAACAAAGGCAACACAGAACAUUAAGUACCAACGCUGAGCUGGAGCCUGAUUCCAGAGACAGACCUUCUGGCUUUUAUUCAGAAAAUGUCAAGAACACAGAGUCCAGACGCCCGGCUGACGACAGGGGAGACGCGCUGCAGUCACACUAAUCAGCAGCCAUUCACCACAGAACUCGCCAAGAUGCUGACGAGAAGCAGCCCUCGCUUUGGCGCUUUGAGUCACCACUCGUUCUUCUCCCGGCACAACCCUCACCCCAGCAGGGUGAGACACAUCGAAGGGCUCAACGGCAGACCUGUUUGCACGGUGAGAGACGACUGGUACGUCACUUCAUCAUUAUUCCCUCAUCCGCUUCUCAAGGGCCACGUGCUCCGAAGGGCAGCUGACCCGUCUCUGGCUUCGCCGCUCACUCAGAGUCUUCAAGGAGGCGCCAGUAACAAAAACAAAUCUGUGCUGCUUUCAGAAGCCUGGCGAGAUGAACUUAAAGAACUCGUUGAGAAAGUCAAUUUGCGAGCACAGAAGGAGGAGAAAAAAGACGAACCUGUGGAAGAAAUUGUGCGUCGAAAGACUCAGUAUUCUGCUGAAACCGGGAGACUCAUCCCUCCGUCCUCCAAGUCCCACCAUCGCAGAUCACAUUCCCAACGCAUGGCGUAUCCACAGCCCCUUCAUCAUCAGGAACUGAUGGUGUUGGAGCUACUUUGUCAGAUCCUUCAGACAGAUUCCCUGUCUAGUGUGCAGCAGUGGCUUCUGCUAGCAGGCCAAAGAGAGAAGGAUCUGGUGAUGGGGAUGAUAAAACAAGCUCUGGAGGGCGUCGACCUCCAGGGCCAGCAGCAGAACCUCCAGCAGAUCCCGUCCUUCCAUCCUGGUGCGUCUGCUGAUCAGUCCUGGAGGAAGCCACAGAGGACGAGCACAUGCCGAGCAAACCAAGCAUGCAAUGAUGAACCAGAGAGGAUUGGAGAUGCAGAAGUUCUAGAGAUCCACACAGAACCUUAGAUCAUCAGCUGCUUCAUGGCCAUAAGCAUAAUAAAACAUUUUUGUUAUGAGAAUUAGCCAUAAAUAAUGAAAGCGGAGUAAAUGUGGAAGUCAUCGAAUUAUGUUGACAAAAUGAUGUAUGUAUAAUCAUUUUACACGAUUCAGUUGUUAUUUUAUUGUUUGAUUAGCUGAACAUUUUCAUAAUUAAUAAGAAUUUGUUCAAUCAAUGUCAAUCAUACUGUUGUUUGCUUUUUUGAAACUUUUUGACCAGUCAAAAAAAAGUACGGAAAAAAAGGUAUGGAGUACAAAUUAAAAAAAUUUUAAGUAGAAUUUUAAAAUAGAGAGACACAAAUGGGCCUAGAAUUAUUUGUUAUAUUUGUGUUUGAAAUAGAGCAUUUAAAUAAACAAUUGUGGAUGAUC